Messenger RNA from Cantharellus anzutake, 1952 nucleotides. RefSeq lists its product as uncharacterized. NCBI's taxonomy places the organism in Eukaryota, Fungi, Basidiomycota, Agaricomycetes, Cantharellales, Hydnaceae. The record is from RefSeq and is a predicted model, not a curated record. The transcript is spliced from 11 exons. Bases 122 to 1909 code for a protein of 595 amino acids.
AUUAAUUCAGUAACUGUGCGGUCCUCUCUGAUGUAAAGCGAUGCAUGCAAGCCGAGUUGAGCUCUCUGCAUCUCUUCGUUGAUUAUCACCCUAGCCCUUUGGAAACAUUCAAGUAAUCAACAUGAAGUCUUUUUCUGCGGAUCCGUGGAUGCGCAAGCCAAAAAUAAUACUGGGACUCGAUAUUGGCACGACGUUCUCUGGAGUGUCAUUUGCAUACCUCUUUCCAGAAGGUCCCCAGGCAGUCAUGAGAGUGAAUGCAUGGCCCGGGCAGGAAGCCCACUCAGGUGACAGUAAGAUCCCGACUCAGAUAUGGUAUGACAAGAAUAAGAAAGCCACCGCGUUUGGCGCCGAGGCGUUAAGCGCCGAGACACAAGAUGAAGCAGAGGACAGCGGUUGGAGUCUUGCAAGGCAUUUCAAACUCCACCUACACCCCAAAGCGAUGAAGGAGAUGCAUAAUUUGACCCUCGAUCCGCUGCCUGAAGGCGUUCCCCUCUCAACCAUAUAUAGAGACUUCUUUGGAUAUCUCAUUCAGCACACUCAAGAUGCGUUUGAAGACUGUGUCCUCGAUGGAACUCGCAUGUGGGAGAUGCUUUUCCCCUCUGCUGAUGUUGUCAUUGCCCACCCGAAUGGAUGGGGCUUGAGGGAACAAGAAUUCAUGCGAGAAGCUGCAGUGGCAGCUAAUAUCGUCCCCCGGUCCCAGUCGCGUACCCGAAUCUUCUUUGUCACUGAAGGAGAAGCUUCUGUCCAUUACUGCAUGUUUUACGCCAACUUAGCACCACAGCUCAAGGAAAACGUGAAGUUCAUCGUCUGUGAUGCUGGUGGAUCAACAGUCGAUACAACCACCUACUCAGUCUCCCAAGUUCAUCCCCGGCUUCAGCUCCACGAAGUGAAACCGUCGGCUUGUAUUCUGGCAGGUGGUGUAUUUGUAAACAUUGCUGCGGAAGAAUACUUCCACCGCGUAUUUUCAAACCCCGAGGCAAAUAUUCCACCGGAUGAAACUAGAGACUUGGUCAGAAAUGCCGUGGAUGCUUUUGAAAUGACCGUCAAAAAAGCCUUCAAUGACAUAACAAGUAAAGGGAGCCUGGACCUUGGGAUGAGUCGAUACAAUAAUCCAGCUGUUGGUGUGAAGCGUGGGCGGAUGACGCUGGACGGGACGACCACCGGGACUUUCUUCCAACCGGUCGUAAACCAGAUUGUUGACUCUUUAAAGGAGCAAAUGUCUGGUGUUAACUGCAAGCAUAUUUUGGUUGUUGGAGGCUUUGGAGAAAACAGGUUUCUAAGGGAAACACUUAAGAAAACGUUCGGGAGCAGAGACUGCCAAGUAGUCACUGCAAAUGACUCAACAUCUAAAGCAGUAUCGGAUGGUGUGGUUAUUUUCCAUGCCAUAUCUCUAGUCACUGCCCGGGCUUGCCGCUUCGACUACGGGACGUCCAAAAGUGUACUGUACAAUCCAGAGGACCCGCAGCACAGUAAGCGAACACCCCACUAUUCAAAUGAUGGGAAAGAGUGGACAUGCUCUGUGUGGCAACCCCUUGUCAGGCGUUCAAAUGACGGUGUUGAGAGGCCUUACUAUCGUACAUACGAAGUUAUUUCUCCAAAUCUUACUCAUUUCACAGAAGCGGUAUUUGCUUAUACCCUACUCAAUGGGCAGGAAGAGCCUUACUACGUAAAGGAUGCUGACGAAAAUCUUACACCGGGAAUGGAGAGAGUUUGUGUCAUCUCCGCAGAUCUAAGCCGGUUAUCUGGGGCCCUUAAAGAGCAUCGGGGAGUCAAGGGAAAAUAUUGGAAGGUGGAAUAUAACAUUGGCAUCAAAUUUGGUGGAACAGAGCUUCAAGCGUAUCUUACAUGGACUGAAAACGGAAAGAAGUGCAUGAGCGAGGCUCAAAUUAUCCCGAGCUCGCUGAUGUAAACAAACUGGUGUUUGUAGGAUUUUAUGUAAUUGUCUCACUGUU